AUGGCGUCUGAUGGUCAUUUGGUUUUGGAGGGAUGGCAACCCCACUCGAGCCAGUUUUUUUUCUUAACGACAAAGUUGUUUCUAAAAACUAAUAUCCAAUUUUCAGCAAAAAGCGGUCACGUUCAGGAUGGCGCGGGCGAUGUUGAACAUCAGCCAGCGUUGACGAGAUGGACCACCCUCGUUGAUAGCUGCUCCAGAGAUAUGGAGGCUGUGUUGUUUGUGGCGAUGCCGUUUUCCAACGCGAGUUGGAACGUUGCAUCAGCGUCGGAUCUAGACAACGUUGAAAUGGGAGAGCCAAAAUUUAAAAAAUUUUGA
Messenger RNA from Helobdella robusta, 315 nucleotides. RefSeq lists its product as hypothetical. The coding region runs from base 1 to 315 and encodes 104 amino acids. The transcript is spliced from 4 exons. The record is from RefSeq and is a predicted model, not a curated record. Lineage: Eukaryota; Metazoa; Annelida; Clitellata; Rhynchobdellida; Glossiphoniidae.